Molecule: messenger RNA, 1761 nt
Organism: Lotus japonicus
Lineage: Eukaryota; Viridiplantae; Streptophyta; Magnoliopsida; Fabales; Fabaceae
Product: replication factor A protein 1-like
Exons: 11
Coding region: 1-1761 (586 amino acids)
Biological process (GO): DNA recombination; DNA repair; DNA replication
Cellular component (GO): nucleus
Molecular function (GO): DNA binding
Source: RefSeq, a predicted model, not a curated record
AUGGCAAUCGACGAUCUCUCAACCAUCGAUGCCUCUAAAGAGAACUGGUGUAUUGUCGCAAAGGUGAACCGGUUGUGGCUUAGUCCAAGCCUAUAUGGAUCCAAGCUUCCAUUUUCCAUGGACAUGAUACUCAUGGAUGAGAAGGGUUGUAAAAUACAUGCUUCCGUUCGGAAGACUCUGAUAUACCGAUUCCAAUCUUUACUAAGUGAGGGUCGUGUAUAUCAGAUUUCGUUCUUCGGCGUUGGAGAAAGCGGUCGUGAUUUCCGACCGACCUCGCAUCCUUUCAAAAUUAACUUUGAUAUUCAUACAUCUGUGCGCUUGGUUCCCAACAAGACCAUUGACUUGAGCCCGUACAAUUUUGUACCAAUAUCUGAUAUAAUGUUCAAGGAUCUUGAUACGUCUUUUCUGAUAGAUGUGAUUGGAAUUCUCACUGGUGCAAGUGCUGAACAAGAAUUCGAAAAAGAUGGUGGGAAGCAAAAAAGAAUUACGAUUGAACUUGAUCAAGAUGUGGCUCGGGUUGAAUGCGCCUUUUUUGGAAAGUAUGCCGAUGAGGUCGUUGGUUACCUUGGAUCUGCUGAUGCAACCAAUGCCGUUGUUGUUGUGAGUUGUGUCAAAGUCAAGCCCUUUAAAGGUAAGACAAGUCUCCAAAAUGUUUACGGAGCUACCAAGGUGAUUUUUAAUCCUCUCAUAGAAGAAGCUGCCCCCCUCCGAACUAGGUUUUUGGAAUCACAUGAUAGUGCAGUGCAUGUCAUCAGUCCGCUGCAAGAUUCUGCAAGAAAAACUACCCCUGAAGAUGAUUUUUUAAAGCAGAAUGAUGGGAAAACCAUUGAGCAACUAAAAGAUCUUGCAGAGAAGUCCUAUUGUGUGGUUCUUGGUACGGUUAAGUACAUUGCAGAUGGUAUGGAUUGGUACUACCCUGCGUGCAAGUGUAGCAAGAAGGUAUAUCCUGCCGACGGAAUGUAUUUCUGUGAGCCAUGUAAUCGUCACGUUGUUUCCCCGGCUCACAAAUACAGACUACAACUUCGGGUGAUGGAUUCCAAAGACACUGCAACCUUUGUCAUUUUUGAUCAGGAGGCUACUGCACUGCUUAACAAAUCAUGUGCAGUUAUGCUUGAAACUACUGGUUCUGAUCCUUUAGCAAUCCCGACUGAAAUUUUGAACUUGAUCGAUAGAACGUUUUUAUUCAAGAUUGAAGUUGGAAAUAGUUUCCCAUCAAAGUUUGAGAAAUCGUACCGUGUCAAAAAACUAUGUGCUGAUCAAAAAAUUAUUAAUCAAUUCAGAGCGGCAAUGACCUUCCUACCUAAUGGUUCAGAUCCGUUCCCUUGGAUGGAUCCACCGAUUUCUGGAACAAGGUCUGAGGCGUCUUCAAGCGGAAUAGCAAAGGAUCUUAAUGCUGAUUUUGUUGAUGCUGGCGUUGGUGCAAAAACUGUAGUGCAAACUGGAAAGGAUGAUGAUCUAAGUUCUACAACUCCGAUCACAUCCCCAACCAACGAUGCAGUUUCAGUGAUCAGGCCCUUGAAGGCACAAAUGGAGUCUAUUCAAGACUUGAGGAGUCAGAAACUUAAGGGUCUUCAUUCUGAAAUUGUUGCUGCUGUUGCUGAACACUGUGGUGGUGAUGCUUCGUCUGUUUCAGCUAGAGAAAAUCGUGCUGUUGUUGUUGUAGCUGUUGACGACGAUGACGGUACUCAAGACUCUCCUCUUGCCAAAAGGCCAUCUCCUGCAGAAGCUGAUCUUAAGAUGGUGGGAAAAAGAAGAUUCUAA